AAAACGCAGCGUUUUCAAGCUGAUAGAUAAAAGCAACCACUUUUCCGGCUAGUGUGAGAGAGAGAGAGAGAGAGAUUGAUUAUGGAAGGUGUAGGAUCGAGAUUGAGCCGGACGUCGUCGAGAUACAGUGGUCCGUCGGCGACGGCGGUAUUCAGUGGCCGUGUAAGGAAGUGGAAGAAGAAGUGGGUACGUGUCUCAACCUCAUCCGUCGGUGUUUUCAGAGCAUCUAAAUCCAACGGUCGUAACAACAAUAACAGUAACUCACCACAUCAUCUACUUCUCCAUAAGUGGACUCCACUUACCACAGCGACGGUUACUGCCUCCGACGCUAAUGGUUCCGGUGAGACGGAGGAGCCACCUAAACGAAGAUUCAGAUACGCUCCAAUUGCGAUGCUUGAGCAUAGAGAGAAGGUGGUUUCUAAGGAUUCUGAAAUUGAAGAGACUGAAGAAUUCGACACUGAAUCUCCAUUACCUAAAGCUGUUGAGUUGGACAUGAACAUAACAGAUUCAGACCAAACUAAGGAAGCAAAAACUGGGAACUUGAAUCUGGGACUGUGUCUGAAUUCUGAAGGGACUGACGAAUGAUGAGGAUCAUAUUGGAUUAGCAUGAAUCAACGAUAAAAGUGUCAGCAUUUGGUAUUGUUGUAGCUGUGAUGAUGUCUCAUAUUGUAUCUUAUUCUAGGCGUUUGUUGCACUUUGAUGUUUCUAUGUAGUGUGUUUGUAAGCUAGAAGACGUUAUAUAUAUGUAAGAUUUGAAGCUUUUACCAAGAGGUUGGCUCAUGAAA
Molecule: messenger RNA, 785 nt
Organism: Arabidopsis lyrata subsp. lyrata
Lineage: Eukaryota; Viridiplantae; Streptophyta; Magnoliopsida; Brassicales; Brassicaceae
Exons: 3
Coding region: 82-585 (167 amino acids)
Source: RefSeq, a predicted model, not a curated record